CUAGCAGUCCACAUGCUUAUUAGUUUCUCUCAUUAGGCGCAACAGUUGGUUUUGGAGUCUUAAUCAGCAAUCAGUGCGCUUAUCUAACUAAUUAAUUAAACAUCCCACCAUGGCCAGCAACUACGAAGGCUACAAGUCCCCGUUGAGCACCCGGUAUGCCAGCAAGGAGAUGCAGUUCCUGUUCAGCGACCAGAACAAGUUCUCCACCUGGCGCCGGUUGUGGGUAUGGCUGGCGAAGGCAGAGAGCCAGCUAGGGCUGGAGAUCACAGGCGAGCAGAUUGCUGAGAUGGAGCGGGAGAUCACAAAUAUCGAUUUUGAGGCGGCAGCCGCUGAGGAGCGACUCACCCGCCACGAUGUGAUGGCCCAUGUCCAUGUCUUUGCCAAGCAGUGCCCUGCGGCGGCUCCAGUGAUCCACUUGGGUGCCACAUCGUGCUAUGUGGGUGACAACACGGACCUGAUUGUCCUGCGUGAUGCCCUCAAACUGCUCUUGCCUCGAGUGGCCAGUGUAAUAGCUCGACUGUCGCAGUUCGCUCAAAGCUACAAGGAUCAGCCCACGCUGGGAUUCACCCACCUGCAGCCAGCGCAGCUUACUACCGUAGGAAAACGGGCUUGUCUUUGGAUCCAGGACCUGAUAAUGGAUGAGCGAGCUCUAAAUCGCUGCCUCGAGGAUCUGCGCUUCCGCGGUGUCAAGGGAACUACUGGCACUCAGGCCUCAUUCCUUCAACUCUUUGAGGGGGAUGGCGAGAAGGUGAAGAAACUGGAUCAGCUUGUUACCGAACUGGCUGGCUUCAAGAAAGCCUACUCCGUGACUGGCCAGACCUACUCACGCAAGGUUGAUGUGGAGAUUGUGGCCGCUUUGUCUAGCCUUGGAACCAGCAUCCACAAGAUGUGUACCGACCUGCGCAUUCUGGCCUCACGCAAGGAGCUGGAGGAGCCCUUCGAGAGCACUCAGAUUGGCUCCUCGGCAAUGGCAUACAAGCGAAACCCCAUGCGUUCCGAACGCUGCUGUGCCUUGGCCCGUCACCUGAUCACCUUGUUCAGCAGUGCUGCCAACACCCAUGCCACCCAGUGGCUCGAGCGAACACUAGAUGACUCGGCCAACCGGAGGUUGACUCUUUCGGAGGCCUUCUUGGCUGCCGACGCAGCAUUGCUCACCCUGCUGAAUAUCUCGCAAGGACUUGUAGUCUAUCCGAAGGUGAUUGAGAAGCACAUUGCCCAGGAAUUGCCAUUCAUGUCCACGGAGAACAUAAUCAUGGCCAUGGUGAAGGCUGGUGGCGAUCGCCAGGUGUGCCACGAAAAGAUCCGUGUGCUGUCCCAGGAGGCGGGCGCCCAGGUCAAGCAGCACGGCAAGGACAACGAUUUGGUGGACCGUGUGCGAAAGGAUCCCUACUUCUCCCCGAUCCUGGAGCAGUUGGACACAAUUCUGGAUGCCAGGACAUUUACGGGCCGAGCCAGCGAUCAGGUGGGCGAGUUUGUAGCCGAGGAGGUGCAACCAGUGCUGGCACGGUAUGCGGAGGCCUUGAAAACCGUUCAGGACGUCAAGCUCAAUAUUUAAAUUCCACUCGACAUCGAUUACGAUUAUGUUGCCCUGUAUUAAGCAGACUUUGUUUUCGCUAUUGUAAAAUACACACUAACAUCCACACCUAAUCAGCUGCGUCAGUUGCAGUCGAAAUUCAAGAUUAUCACCAGGGGGAAACGCUCCGAAGGGGUCGAAUGCCAGUCAGACCCCCGGAGUGAUAUUUCUGUUUGUUAUUUUUGUUUUUUUCGCCAGCUUAUUUACAAUUAACAAAACCACAAGCCUCGAAUCGAAACGAAUCGAACUCGAGCUGACGUUCUUGAUCCGAGUAAACAUACUUGCCGCCUUUGCCUAUGCCUUUCGCCACUUGGGCUGACAUAUCACGACUCCAAGGCAGCCAGCACCGUGGGUCUGCGGGUCGAUCUCAAGUUAUACUUUUAAUUAUCCGACAUGCAGACAUAAAACAUAUAUGUAGCUGAGAAUUAUUUUGAACAAUUGUUAUGGUUGUUAGCGCCUACCGGUUAUAAACUAGAAAAUUGGAAGCUCAGUUUUAUGUUCUCAUUUACAUAUAUUGUUUUACGACGAAAUAAAUCAAGUACACGAUCCCAUAAAA
Drosophila bipectinata is the source of this 2129-nucleotide messenger RNA. It is a transcript of the gene Adsl, whose product is annotated as adenylosuccinate lyase. Gene Ontology annotation, biological process: 'de novo' AMP biosynthetic process. Gene Ontology annotation, cellular component: cytosol. Lineage: Eukaryota; Metazoa; Arthropoda; Insecta; Diptera; Drosophilidae. The record is from RefSeq and is a predicted model, not a curated record. Gene Ontology annotation, molecular function: (S)-2-(5-amino-1-(5-phospho-D-ribosyl)imidazole-4-carboxamido) succinate lyase (fumarate-forming) activity; N6-(1,2-dicarboxyethyl)AMP AMP-lyase (fumarate-forming) activity.